AGAUUACAGUACUUCUCAAACAAUCUUUCAAGAUGCAAUUCACCACCUUCGUCGCCCUUUUCGCCUCUCUGGCCGUUGCCGCGCCUGCUUCUGAGGUCGUCGAGCGUGAUGGCAUCAACGGGCCUUGCUCUGCCGGUGUCACCAACAACAUCCCCCAGUGCUGCGGUGCUGGUGUCCUCGACCUUCUCUACCUGGACUGCGAGACUCCUCGAACGGUUUCCUCUGCCCUCAACCCAUUGAGAAACAUCUGCGCCACGGUCGGUCUCCAGGCCAAGUGCUGCACCCUUGGCAUUGCUGGUCUCGGUGUUUUGUGCCAGGAUGCUCUUCCCCUGUAAAUUACUCUCGCUGGUCCACCGCCUUCAUCAGGCCGCUCCUGUGACUGGACCGUAACUUGAGGAAGCUUGCGUACAAUGACAUUGGCGAUGGAUUAUUAGGAGGGCAAUUUGUUUUUAAUGGACAAGGAGAUGGACUGGACCCGGAUGUACCCUUAAAACCGGUUGGUAGUGAGUGUUUAGUUAAUAUAUGCUUAUCCAGCC
Messenger RNA from Trichoderma atroviride IMI 206040, 536 nucleotides. RefSeq lists its product as uncharacterized. The record is from RefSeq and is a predicted model, not a curated record. Lineage: Eukaryota; Fungi; Ascomycota; Sordariomycetes; Hypocreales; Hypocreaceae. Gene Ontology annotation, cellular component: extracellular region.